Molecule: messenger RNA, 2261 nt
Organism: Nanorana parkeri
Lineage: Eukaryota; Metazoa; Chordata; Amphibia; Anura; Dicroglossidae
Gene: FAF2
Product: Fas associated factor family member 2
Exons: 11
Coding region: 145-1482 (445 amino acids)
Cellular component (GO): endoplasmic reticulum
Molecular function (GO): ubiquitin binding
Source: RefSeq, a predicted model, not a curated record
GCAAGCAACAUGGACACACACACUCUACCAGUUGCUAGGCAACCAAUUAAGAUGGCCACCGGAACUCCAUCACCUCCGAGCCCACGAAUUAGAUCCGUCAUUUCCGGUGGCUGGGAGUGACGGGUCAGAAGGCGGAGAGGGAAGAUGGCGGCGCCGGAGGAGCGGGAGCUGAGCCAGGAGCAGACCGAGAAACUGCUGCAGUUCCAGGACUUGACAGGAAUAGAGUCAAUGGACCAAUGUCGCCAAACCUUGCAACAGCACAACUGGAAUAUAGAGGCAGCUGUCCAGGACAGACUCAAUGAACAAGAGGGUGUUCCUAGUGUCUUUAACACAGCACCCAAUCGACCGCUACAAGUGAAUACAGCCGACCAUAGAGUAUACAGUUAUGUGGUGUCCCGGCCACAGCCCAGGGGGCUCCUUGGCUGGGGUUACUACCUGAUCAUGCUUCCAUUCCGCAUCACCUAUUACACACUACUUGAUAUAUUUAGGUUUGCUCUUCGUUUUGUCCGACCAGAUCCACGUAGCCGAGUUACUGACCCCGUGGGGGACAUAGUCUCCUUUAUACAGAUGUUUGAAGAGAAGUACGGCAGAACACACCCUGUGUUUUACCAGGGGACCUAUAGUCAGGCUCUAAAUGAUGCCAAACAGGAGCUGCGGUUUUUGCUGGUGUAUCUGCAUGGGGAGGAUCAUCAAGACUCUGAUGAAUUUUGCAGGAAUACCCUUUGCACAUCAGAGGUGUCUCAGUUCAUCAACAGCAGAAUGCUAUUUUGGGCAUGCUCUACUAACAAGCCAGAGGGAUUCAGAGUUUCCCAGGCCCUUCGUGAGAACACAUACCCAUUCUUAGCCAUGAUAACGCUGAAGGAUCGCCGAAUGACUGUGGUGGGAAGGCUGGAAGGUUUGAUUCAGCCACAGGACUUAAUUAACCAACUGACUUUCAUAAUGGAUGCCAACCAGACCUACUUAGUGUCUGAGAGAAUGGAACGGGAGGAGAGAAACCAGACUCAGGUACUGAGGCAGCAACAGGAUGAAGCAUACCUAGUAUCCCUGAGAGCUGAUCAGGAGAAAGAACGUAAGAAGAGGGAGAAGCAGGAGCAAAAGAGAAGAGAGGAAGAGGAAGCACAGCUCAGGCAGCUGGCAGAAGAGAGGAAGAAAAGGACCCUGCAAGAAGAGAAGGAGCGCAAGUCAGAGUGUCUUCCUGCAGAACCACAGCCAGACCAUCCUGAUAGUGUGAAAAUCAUUUUUAAGAUGCCAAAUGAUACCAGAGUGGAGCGGAGGUUCCUCUUCACACAGUCCCUAUCAGUGAUUCACGAUUUCCUUUUCUCUCUGAAAGAGACCCCGGAGCAUUUCCAGAUAGUGGCAAAUUUUCCCCGUAGGGUGUUGCCUUGCCUUCCUAGUGAGGAAGCCCCUGUGCCUCCGACCCUCCAGGAGGCUGGAUUCAGCCGCUCACAGCUUCUCUUUGUACAGGAUCUAACGGACGAAUAACAGAGUUUUAUUUUUAUCCCCCAAGGGAAUUUGGGGAGGAAAAAAAAAAAAAAAAAAAGCAGGUAGGGAUGAAUGAGAUACAAAUUCUCAUGGCAUCAUUAUUUUUGUUUUUUUUAACUGCUGCUACUGACUUUGGAUCCAGGCAUAUUCGCCUAGGGAAGGAGGGGAAGGUAGCAUGCAGCAAAGAACUGUUUUCCCCAUUGGAAGGGGAUGAAGACAAAUAUAACAAUGCAGGGAGUUUGUUGCAGGGUCCCAUUUGGCAUUUCCAAAGUGACGUGAUCAGAUUGUCUGCAUAGGGGUUUGCAUAGUCUUGCAUGCCCCUCCACCUCAGUUAAGGAGGACCGUCUCUGUGGAAUAAACACUUAGAUCCAUGCCUCUAACAGGUUCUGCGGGAGCAUAACUUCUGUCAUUUCUGUUUUGAGGAACAAGAGGAAACUAUCUUCCUCACUCUGUAUAAAGCAGUUUCUUUUUUUUUUAAUUGUACUUUUCUUUUCAUUGUUGCUUUCUAAAAGACCAAAGGAGAGAAGUUGGCAGCUGUCAUUGCUUUGAGAUGAAAGGAUUUUCAACAGAUCCAGUUGGAAGAGUGUAUUGUGAUAUCUGGCUUUGGGAUUGAAGGGGUCCUGGUUAUUUCCAACCCCCUUUAGUGUAAUAAAGGCAAUAUAUAGUGACUGGUCUACCUGCUUAGAUGCCUUCUUGUCACUAGUAUUCUGUAUGUCCCAACUGGACUAUAUUCAAGAAAAUAAUUUAUUCCAGAUAUAAAUUAAAAACAUUUUAGAGUU